GAAGAAACGAAAGUGAAAAUAUUAUUCGAAUCCGAAUGCAAGAUAGUGGUGGCUCUCGUCAUUUAGUUCAUCAUAAAACGAAUCUUUGUUACCUUGAAACAUUUUGUAUAGGCCUACAUCAUUAUAUUGUGUGCCGCUCCGCAAUUAGUGGGCUUCUAAUGAUAAUAGGAACAGGGCUGCGAGCAGCACUAAAAUUGUCUACUAAAUUGAGACGACACGUCUAGGAUGUUUCCAGGGAUUGAACGCUUUAGGCACAAAUGCACUUUAUUACUGGUUCCAGUUCUCGCCUACAUGGGCCUACGCUGGAAGUUGUUCAUACCAAAUUGUUGGGUUUGGCUGAAACGCCUCUGGAGAUUAAUCAUGCCAAGUGAUCCUAGUCCAGAUUCCCUUCCCAGAGGUGAAGUGGAGAGUCCAGAAUCUAUUUUAAGUGUUAAAGUGGAGGUUCCGGUUCUCAGGUCAUUUGAUGUUGAAGACACCGAUGAGUACUACUGCAUGUACGACUCGACAUGGGAGGAUCAUCCAAACGAAGAAACAAGCGAAAGAAGGACCCAACAUGUACGUAUGCACUGUGCAGGCCCUUGGGCCCUGAUAAUGUUUUUUGUGAGGUCUCUCAGCAGAUGAGUUUCAUAAUACUGUAGCCCAGGGGUUCUUCAAUUCCGGUCCUGAAGGGCCGAAACACCUCUGUUUUUCAUCCUCUCCUUCUAAAUCAGGGGCUAAUUCAGACCUGGGACACCAGGUGAGUGCAAUUAACUACCAGGUAGAAAUAAAAAACAGAAGUGUUUCGGCCCUCCAUGACCGGAAUUGAAGAACCCUGCUGUAGCCUAUCAUCAAAAGUCUCUUAUCGGCACCAUAAAAUACAACUGGCAUAUUUAAUUUAAAUUCAAAACAAAAUUCCCCAAUGUAAAAUAAUGUUAACAGAAUGUUGAUAACUCAAUCUUUCAGAAUGUUCAGAUAAAAAUCUAUUAUAUAAAAUGCUUCAAUGGCUCAUACAUGUGCUCGCUCAUACAGCGUAUUCAGAAAGUAUUCACACCCCUUGUCUUUUUCCACAUUUUGUUGUGUUACAGCCUGAAGUUAAAAUAGAUUAAAUGUAGAUUUUGUGUCACUGGGCUACACACAAUACCACAUAAUGUCAAAGUGGAAUUAUGUUUUUAGACAGUUUUACAAAUUAAUGAAAAAUGAAAAGCUGAAAUGUCUUGUCAUUAAGUAUUCAAUCCCUUUGUUAUACCAAGCCUAAAUAAGUUCAGGAGUAAACAUUUGCUUAAAAAGUUACAAAUUGCAUGGUGUUUAACAUGAUUUUUGAAUGACUAGUUCAUCUCUGUAUCCCACACAUACAAUUACCUGUAAAGUCCCUCAGUCGAGCAGUGAAUUUCAAACACAGAUUGGACCAAAACAACCAGGGAGGUUUUCCAAUGCCUUGCAAAGAGGGGCACAUAUUGGUAGAUGGGUAAAAAAAGUGAAAUAAUAACAGAUAUUGAAAAUCCCUUUGAGCAUGGUGAAGUUAUUAAUUACACUUUGGAUGGUGUAUCAAUACACCCAGCCACUACAAAGAUACGGGCAUCCUUCCUAACUCAGUUUCUGGAGAGGAAGGAAACUGCUCAGGGAUUUCACACUGAGGCCAAUGGUGAAUUUAAAACAGUUACAGAGUUUAAUGGGUGUGAAAGAAGAAAAUUGAGGAUGGGAUCAACAUUGCAGUUACUCCACAAAACUAACCUAAAUGACACAUAGUGAAAAGAAGGAAACCUGUACAGAAUAAAAAUAUUCCAAAAUAUGCAUCCUGUUUGCAUGAAAGUAAAGCUGGGAAAAAAAAUGUGGCAAAGAAAUUAACUAAGUUUUGAAAACAAAGCUUUAUGUUUGGGGCAAAUCCAACACAUCACUGAGUACCACUCUUCAUAUUUUCAAGCAUGGUGGUGGCUGCAUCAUGUUAUGGGUAUGCUUGUCAUCGGCAAGGACUAGGGAGUUUUUAUUUUGGAUGAAAAGAAACGGAAUAGAGCUAAGCACAGGCAAAAUCCUAGAGGAAAACCUGGUUCACUCUGCUUUCCAACAGACAUUGGGAGACAAAUUAAUCUUUCAGCAGGACAAUAACCUAAAACACAAGGCCAACUAUACACUGGAGUUGCUUACCAAGACGACAUUGAAUGUUCCUGAGUGACCUAGUUACAGUUUUGACUUAUAUCGUCUUGAAAAUCUUUAAAGAACAAUGUCCAAAUAUUGAUCAAUCCAGGUGUGCAAAGCUCUUGGAGACUUACCCAGAAAGACACAGCUGUAAUUGCUGCCAAAGGAGAUUCUAACAUGUAUUGACUCAGGGGUGUGAAUACUUAUGUAAAUGAGAUACAGUGCCUUGCAAAAUUAUUAAUCCCCCUUGGCGUUUUUCCUAUUUUGUUGCAUUACAACCUGUAAUUUAAAUUGAUUUUUAUUUGGAUUUCAUGUUAUGGUCAUACACAAAAUAGUCCAAAUUGGUGAAGUGAAAUUCAAAAAAUUACUUGUUUCAAAAAAAUAAAUAACGGAAAAGUGGUGCGUGCAUAUGUAUUCACCCCCUUUGCUAUGAAGCCCCUAAAUAAGAUCUGGUGCAACCAAUCAGAAGUCACAUAAUUAGUUAAAUAAAGUCCACCUGUGUGCAAUCUGUGUCACAUGAUCUGUCACAUGAUCUCAGUGUAUAUAUACACCUGUUCUGAAAGGCCCCAGAGUCUGCAACACCACUAAGCAAGGGGCACCACCAAGCAAGCGGCACCAUGAAGACCAAGGAGCUCUCCAACAGGUCAGGGACAAAGUUGUGGAGAAGUACAGAUCAGGGUUGGGUUAUAAAAAAAUAUCCAAAACUUUGAACGUCCCACGGAGCACCAUUAAAUCCCAGUGGCUAGAUGUGCCAAGCUUAUAGAGACAUACCCCAAGAGACUUGCAGCUGUAAUUGCUGGCUGUGGCUCUAUGUCUUAUUUCUUGUUUCACAAUAAACAAAUAUUUUUGGAUCUUCAAAGUGGUAUGCAUGUUGUGUAAAUCAAAUUAUACAAACCCCCCAAAAAUCCAUUUUAAUUUGAGGUUGUAAGGCAACAAAAUAGGAAAAAUGCCAAGGGGGGUGAAUAGUUUCACAAGCCACUGUAUGUCUGUAUUUCAUUUUCAAUAAAUUAGCAAACAUUUGUAAAAACAUGUUUUUACUUUGUCAUUAUGGGGUAUUGUGUGUAGAUAGGUGGAAAAAAAUAAAUGUAAACCAUUUUGAAUUCACGCUGUAACACAACAGAAUGUGGAAUUAGUCAAGGGGUAUGAAUACUUUCUGAAGGCACUGUAUAUGCCCACAUCUGCAGAGAAUUUUCAGACCUAUGAAUUACUACUGUCCUUUGUACCACAUGCUCACUGUUGUAUUUCCUCAGGAGCGGGUACACCAGUUGGUCACAACAUGUAAAUGCUAUGUUCUUAUACUUUAUGUACUGAUACAUUGAGAGACAGGGUUUUGGGACAACCUUUCUAAAUAUUUAUUUAACCAUUAUUGCAGUUGUACAACAUUGGGUCUCAUAUUGAUGAGUAGUGUAAAGCUAUUGCUCACCAUUCAAAGCUUUAGUCAGGGGUUUAAGAAUACUGAUGUUUUUAUUAUGUCUGUGUAUGUUAUCUAAUAACUUCCAGAUACAUAAAAUGGAUAUGACUAAAAAAGUAUGCUAGGCCCGUCAGUAGCCAAGUUGAAUACUAGCCGGCCUAUUCAGCUAGUAAAAGUUUCCCUCCAAGUUUGUUUUACUUUACAUAGCUCAGACAUGGGCCUAUCAGUAUUGUUCAGGUCAGGUGUUUCCAGUAUCUGCCAUUUUGUGAACUGAUGGAGUGAAUGUGUUUUCAGUCAAAGAAGUUUAAGAGAUUCAGAAGUGCAGCAAGGGAUAUGCAAAAGUACAGGCGUGAUUAUCCAGUAAGUCAUUAUUCUCUCCACACAAUAUUACACACUUUAUGCUAUAAAAUAUAUCCACCUCAAUCAUAGUAUGUUACUGCUGCUGACAAUCAAUCAGUCAAUAGCUUGUACAUAGUCUUUAGCACUAUGUUCUUGUUUCCACAGGAGCAAAGAUCAAACUUGUACUUUGGCGGGCAACAACAAGUAAGCAAGUCCUCAUCCCUUUAUGUAAUACAUGGAGAAACAUGAUGAUUUUACUGGCCAAUUCCUCUGUAAUUAUUGUACUGUUUUGAUACAGCUCUCUCAAAUAUCCCCAUUUCUGAAUCUGCAUUGCUUUCCCCCAGGAUGAUAUGCCUAAUUUACAGUUCUACCGUGGACACAUACCCUCCUCCCCUGAUGGUAAUCUAUUUACUGUUUCUUUCAGCGCAGUUUUGAUUUGACAAGACUUGGACAUUUUUAACUGUAACCUUUGCUCUGAUUAGGUGUCUUCAUUGAGGACUUUCACAAUAAAUGGCACAGGAAAUAUUCAAAACUGGAAGAAGUUCACUCAUACAUCCAAUGGUCAGUUUCCUUUACAUUUAUACGUUUAUUUUAAUUUUUUAUAAUUAGGUGUUAUAAUACAAUUGUUUAAAAUGUUUGUUUAAUACACAAACAUUUUAUUUAGGUUGUUCCCUCUUCAAGAACCAGGAAUGAAUUAUCAAGCCAAGGAACUCACCAAGAAGGAAAUUAAGGUACAUCUAGUAGUUUCUUUGAGCAAGGAAAGUGUUCUCUGCAUACUGCAUUUGCAUAUUUACAUUUACAUUUUAGUCAUUUAGCAGACGCUCUUAUCGAGAGCGACUUACAGUUAGUGAAUACAUAUUUUUUUAUACUGGCCCCCCGUGGGAAUCGAACCCACAACCCUGGCGUUGCAAACGCCAUGCUCUAUCAACUGAGCUACAUCCCUGCCGGCCAUUCCCUCCCCUACCCUGGACCAAUUGUGCGCCGCCCAUGAGUCUCCCGGUCGCGGCCGGCUGCGACAGAGCCUGGAUUCGAACCAGGAUCUCUAGUGGCACAGUUAGCACUGCGAUGCAGUGCCUUAGACCACUGCGCCACAUACAGUAUCUGGAAAUGAAUGAAAAUAUGUGUUCAUAAUUGUUCUGAAUGACAAUCUGCUUCCUCCUCAGGCUUUCCGUGAAGAUGGCACAGCAAAGCAGAGGCUGGUCACGUCCUACAAGCUCAUGCUGGACUUCUACGGCAUAGAGCUGUCAAAUGACAUAACAGGGGAAGUGAAACGUGCAAACAACUGGCGUGAGAGAUUUGACAACCUGGAAAGGUUAGCAAUUUCUUCAUUUGGUCAUUUAACAGUUAUUAUUUUAUAGUGAUUGCAAUACAUAAUAGCUAAGAUUUCAGUUUUCAAAUUAAACUUCUGAGAAUAACAGUGCUUUUGAGGUUAACAGUACCCUUGUGUUUUUGGUCCUGGCAGAAACACACACAACAACCUGCGCAUCACCCGCAUCCUGAAGUGCCUGGGCACUCUGGGGUUCCCCCACUACCAGGCCCCACUGGUCCGCUUCUUCCUAGAGCAGACUCUUGUCAAAGGCAAGCUGUACAAUGUGAAGGAAAGUGCGCUCAACUACUUCAUAUUCGCUGUCAUUGAUAAGCAAAAGCGCAGGAAUUUAGUUAAGUAUGCCUACGCGCACUAUGAGCCGAAACAUGAGUUUGUGUGGUGCCCCAAGACGAUCCAGAGUAUAUUUAGUGAAGAGACAUUCCCAGAUGAUAAAAACCCAAUUGAUCUGAAACUGGUUGCCAUUGAUGACAACACUGCCAGUUAUCAGUCUGUCUCUCACGACGUUAACAAGGAUAAGCCAAUGGAUUGGAGUGGAAUGGCAGGAGAGGUUAGUGACUUAAUGCGAUUGGGGUUGCCAAACGAUGCACGUUUGACUCAUGAUAACGUGUGUGAUCUGUCGACCAGUUGCACUCAGAGAAACAAAGGGACCAGUCAGGGCUCAAAGACUACUGGUGGAAGGAAUCAAAACACCAAUGCUGAUUCAUCCCAUGAGGAUCUACCAGUGAGGCAAAACGAUACUGCUCAAUCCAGUUAUGGAGCUUCUGAAAGUGGUAGCUCUAUAACUACGCCCUACCCUAGUCAGCACCCCACCACUGAUUCUCCGAAGCGAUCAGAUUGUCGACCUAGCAGUGAAGAUUCAGAGAGAAUUACUGAUGAUCAGAGAAAGAGAGCUGCAGAUAAGCCAACAGAGCAUAAACUUCACAAACGUAGCAGAGUUUCAGAGGGAAAGACUAAUACUGAUCAUGAUGUAACAAAAAACAAGGUUGCUGCGGAUAAGCGAGCAGAUAGUGAACCAAGCAGUAUUGUUUUGGAAGGAAAGACUAAUGCCAAUGAUCAUAAGAGUGUGGUAGCUACAGAUAAGAAAGCAGAGAGUGAACCAAGCAGUAUUGUUUUGGAAGGAAAGACUAAUGCCAAUGAUCAUAAGAGUGUGGUAGCUACAGAUAAGAAAGCAGAGAGUGAACCAAGCAGUAUUGUUUUGGAAGGAAAGACUAAUGCCAAUGAUAAUAAGAGUGUGGUAGCUACAGAUAAGAAAGCAGAGAGUGAACCAAGCAGUAUUGUUUUGGAAGGAAAGACUAAUGCCAAUGAUCAUAAGAGUGUGGUAGCUACAGAUAAGAAAGCAGAGAGUGAACCAAGCAGUAUUGUUUUGGAAGGAAAGACUAAUGCCAAUGAUCACAAGAGUGUGGUAGCUACAGAUAAGAAAGCAGAGAGUGAACCAAGCAGUAUUGUUUUGGAAGGAAAGACUAAUGCCAAUGAUCAUAAGAGUGUGGUAGCUACAGAUAAGAAAGCAGAGAGUGAACCAAGCAGUAUUGUUUUGGAAGGAAAGACUAAUGCCAAUGAUCAUAAGAGUGUGGUAGCUACAGAUAAGAAAGCAGAGAGUGAACCAAGCAGUAUUGUUUUGGAAGGAAAGACUAAUGCCAAUGAUCAUAAGAGUGUGGUAGCUACAGAUAAGAAAGCAGAGAGUGGCAGUGGCGCUAUGGUGGGAAAGACUAACACUGCUGCUGGCAAAAAUAAUGGAGCUGCAGAGAGUGAACCAAUCAAUGAUGUUUCAGAGGGAAUGACUAACGCCAAUGGUCAUGAGAGUACAGAUGCGCAACCAGAGAGGGACAGUGGAGUUUGA
Messenger RNA from Coregonus sp. 'balchen', 7026 nucleotides. Lineage: Eukaryota; Metazoa; Chordata; Actinopteri; Salmoniformes; Salmonidae. The record is from the annotation of a GenBank genome assembly.